Molecule: messenger RNA, 2917 nt
Organism: Actinia tenebrosa (Australian red waratah sea anemone)
Lineage: Eukaryota; Metazoa; Cnidaria; Anthozoa; Actiniaria; Actiniidae
Product: cell adhesion molecule CEACAM5
Biological process (GO): homophilic cell-cell adhesion
Cellular component (GO): plasma membrane
Source: RefSeq, a predicted model, not a curated record
GUUCAAGGAUACAUCUUACUAGUCUUAUAUUCUGUAUAUGCCUGAUGGAUAGUUUUGAUUGACUAGAUAUUCUUGCUUUUAGCUAAAUGUUUAACAGGCUUCGACUCUUGAAUCUUUAGUAUCCGGUGUUCUCAUAACUGUAUUUCCGCUUACAACUUGACGAAGAUAGGUGAGAUGCAUAUUUAGUUGCCAACGAUAACUAUUAGCUAUAUAAGGGUCUAGUAAUAAUAUUGCGUUACAUGCGCUAAUUAAUAUAUUACACAGGUAGCCCACUUUCAUAUAUGAUGUUGAGACGCGAGACCAUCGCUGAAGACGUCAGUGACUAUAUUUGUUUUAAUAAAAAUGUAUUUAUUGUUGAAAGACCAUGAACUCCGUAAAAAUCUAACUUAUGUCCGCUUUUCAAUAAUGGAAUCACUGGUAAUAGUUUUCUUUUCUACACUGCUCUUCCAUUCUUCAGGUAAGGAAAUAAGGUUUGUUGGAGCAAUAAUAUGACUAAACAAGAACAAACAACACGUUACGGAUCAAGAUCACAUUCGGUUGUUUUCUAGAUGCUGGAACAUUCACUUGGCUACAUUCGGAUGAUACAGUGAAUGUUGUGGAAGGUGACACGGCAAAGCUCAACUGGAGUGUUCGUAUUAGUGCUGGUAAGACAUGGGUAGCCGUCAAGAUCUCAAGGGGCCUUAAAGAUGGUGCUGGUCCAGGAGACGUCGACAUGAUAUGAAGAAAGCCGUCUGGUGUAGAGCUACUGCUGCCCGAACGAGGUGCUGACAUGGACUUAGAUGUUCAAGCGAAUUUGAAUGUUCUUAAUAUUACUUUCUCGCUUCGUAAUCUAUCAAGGAAAGCUGACGAGAUGUAUUACAGAAUAACUGUGUACGACGAUGAUCCGGACAGUUCUGUAAAAAACACAAAGCUGAAUGUGGAUGUUCCUUCGUCGUGUGAAAUAUAUCCUGGUAAAAAUAUAACAGUUAAUGAAACAGACAACGUGUCACUAAACGUCACCACCACAGGAAACCCACCUGUUUAUGAGUACAUCUGGACUCAUCCUAAUGGAAGUAGACUGACCGCCAAUAGCACACUGAUAUUUACAGCCUCAAGACAAGAUACUGGGACAUACAAGGUUUCUGUGUAUAAUGGUGUUGGUGAUAGGAGUUAUUGCACACGUCAUGUCACUGUACAAUAUCCACCAGAUAGAAUCACGUGUAGUAACAAAACAGUUCUGGAGGGUGAUGAUGUCCAACUAGUUUGCAGUGCUAAUGGUAACCCACCACCUGAUAUGAUGUGGAUAAGAAAUGGAAAUAUUCAAGGCAUGGGGAGUACGUUACUAAUCAAAGGUGUAACAAAAAGCGAAGGUGGAACCUAUACUUUCUUCACCAACAACAGUCUUGGUUAUAAAUCAAUUGAAAUAUCCAUUACUGUGCAAAUAAGGAGUAAAUCACCAGAGAUAACAAAUCCGUACAAACAAGUAAUAUUGUUUAACGAGGGAAAAGACGUUAGUCUUGUUUGCAAUGCCAGUGGAUACCCAGUACCUAAUAUCACCUGGACGAAGCAUGGCACUGUCAUUGGUGUUGGACGAAUAUUCAAAACACGAGUAAAAAGGAACGAUUCAUCGUGUUACACGUGUACAGCAGAUAAUGGUAUUGGACACGCCAAGAAUGCCAGCAUAUGCUUAGAUGUGCAAUAUCCACCUUCAAACGUAAAAAUUACUCCAUCAAUUGCCAGUACAUUUUUAAAAGAGGGCGAUAAUCUUUCCCUGUAUUGUCAAGGUGACAGUAACCCAGAUCCCACAUACGCGUGGAGGCAUAGCGGAGAAUUGCUUACAAGUCAACAAAGCAGGUCAUUGAUUAUCAAGAACAUCAAUCAAAGACAAAAUGGAUUAUACCGAUGUGAAGCAAAAAAUCGCCUUGGGUUUGUUCUUUCAAAACCGAUUGAAGUCGUUGUACAAUACUUAGACCCUUUGGAAGUGAUUGGAUCAAGUAACAAGAGCUACAGUCAGUCCAAUCCACUGGUAUUGUUCAACCUUAGUAUCAACGCAUAUCCCAGUAACACAUCCCUGUCUUGCAGUCCUUCUGCACCGAAUAUAUUGACUACCAUCACCAGCCAUGAUGCAGGAUUAAAUGGAAAACAGUAUUUGGUAUUCGUUGUCAUCCAGAAUGAUGUGGACAAUGCUAGCAUUCUAUGUAAAGCUGAAAAUAGCGUUGGUGUACGAGAAAGGACAUUUUACAGACGACCGAUACUCUUAAAGGAAUCUUUUGCCGGCCAGUUUAGAUUAACAUACCCGAAAUGGCAGGAUAACCUUCAGGAUGUAAAGUCAGCAGGCUACAAUGAUCUUAAACAGAAGUGCAUCAAAAUAUUACAAGCUGCAUACUUAGGUGUACCAUAUUUGGCUGCCAUAAAAGUUAAGGAUUUCAUUAAGGGAAGCAUCAUAGUGCGGUUUGAGCUCGAAGUCAUCGGUCAAGUACCUGAUCCACUGCUGCCUUUGAGAGAGUAUAUUAAAACACAAGGAGAAGAGAUCAAUGGCUUACAGAUGGACUACAACAGCAUUCAGAAAUCAAGUGAACGACAUAUCACUUCAAGAGACAAGUUUUAAUGCUCCAGAUAACGAAACACCAAAUGUGCCAGAAUAUGAACCAAUAGGAAGGCGAGGAUUAUCAACAAGUAAUGUUGGUAUCCCAGAAUAUGAACCAAUAGGAAAGCGAGGAUUAUCGACGAGUAAUGUUGGUAUCCCAGAAUAUGAAGCUGUGACAACAAGAACACGACCACUUCAACCACAUUCUGGUGUACAGACGAAUAACCCCAUGCCUCAGUAUGAAAGUGCAGAUCAACAUGGACAAACAGAGGCUGUUUCAAAUCCACCUCCAGUCACCUAUCAGACCAUCCAACCUCGUACUGCUAACUACGAUUCACUGAGUCCUUCAAC